Molecule: messenger RNA, 1100 nt
Organism: Erinaceus europaeus (western European hedgehog)
Lineage: Eukaryota; Metazoa; Chordata; Mammalia; Eulipotyphla; Erinaceidae
Gene: RWDD1
Product: RWD domain containing 1
Exons: 7
Coding region: 191-922 (243 amino acids)
Biological process (GO): cytoplasmic translation
Molecular function (GO): protein binding
Source: RefSeq, a predicted model, not a curated record
GAGUAGGCCGAGGCCCGUGCGGGGCUGCUCGGCUGGCCGGGCCGGACUGAGAGCCUCCAGGCCUCCUCACCGAAGACUCUGCGCCUGCGCCCGCCCCACCGCCGCGCUCCCUCGCUCGGCGCGAUCGCAGCCCCGCGGCAGCGCGCCGUCCGCGUUUCCGAGAGAUCCAUGGGCAGGAGCAAGGGCCGCGAUGACAGAUUACGGCGAGGAGCAGCGCAACGAGCUGGAGGCUCUGGAGUCCAUCUACCCCGACUCCUUCACAGUAUUAUCAGAAAACCCACCCAGCUUCACCAUUACUGUGACCUCUGAGGCUGGGGAAAAUGAUGAAACUGUCCAGACUACUCUCAAGUUUACAUACAGUGGAAAAUACCCAGAUGAAGCCCCACUUUAUGAAAUACUCUCCCAGGAAAAUCUAGAUGACAGUGAUAUCUCAGACAUUUUAAAAUUAUUAGCAUUACAGGCAGAAGAAAACCUUGGUAUGGUGAUGAUCUUUACUUUAGUGACAGCUGUACAAGAAAAACUGAAUGAAAUAGUAGAUCAAAUAAAAACUAGAAGAGAAGAAGAAAAGAAACAAAAAGAAAAAGAAGCAGAAGAAGCUGAAAAGCAAUUAUUUCAUGGCACUCCUGUUACAAUUGAGAAUUUCUUAAGUUGGAAGGCCAAAUUUGAUGCAGAACUGUUAGAAAUUAAAAAGAAACGAAUGAAAGAAGAAGAACAAGCUGGGAAAAAUAAACUAAGUGGGAAACAACUGUUUGAAACAGACCAUAAUCUGGACACAUCUGAUAUACAGUUCUUGGAAGAUGCAGGAAACAAUGUGGAAGUAGACGAGUCUUUGUUCCAGGAAAUGGAUGACUUGGAGCUAGAGGAUGAUGAGGAUGACCCAGACUACAAUCCUGCUGACCCGGAAAGUGAUUUGACUGACUGACUGAAGGACUAUCCCUGUCUGCGGAGAGGCUUGACUACCACAGCAUCUGUGGCUAUGCUGAGGGGGUGUUAAUUUUCCAUCCUUUUUUUUCUAAGAAAAAAAAAUAUUUUUCAGGAGAAUAUUCUUCUGAUAGCUUUCAUCAUUGAACUUAUUAAUAAACUGACCGUAAACAUUGAAA